Messenger RNA from Solanum stenotomum, 537 nucleotides. RefSeq lists its product as uncharacterized. The transcript has a single exon. NCBI's taxonomy places the organism in Eukaryota, Viridiplantae, Streptophyta, Magnoliopsida, Solanales, Solanaceae. The coding region runs from base 1 to 537 and encodes 178 amino acids. The record is from RefSeq and is a predicted model, not a curated record.
AUGAUAGACAAAGAUUUAUUUUGGAAUAUUCGAUCAGUUAAUACCCAAAAUUCAUUUGGGAGAUUGGUCGAUCUCAAUAGAAGAAACAAUUACAAUUUUAUUGCUCUUAUAGAGCCUUUUCAGGCUCCGACGGAGAUUCAUAAUUUUAGAGUGCGGUUAGGAUUUGACAAUGCUUUUGUCAACAGUUCUGGGAAAAUAUGGAUUUUUUGGCGGAAUGAAUGGGAAGGGGUGGUUCUGCAGAAUGCUAUUCAACAGCUUACAAUGAAGUUUUCUUGGGGCGGGAGGAUUUUUUUCAUUACUUCAAUCUAUGCUAGGUGUGAUGCCAUAGAAAGAUUGGAGUUAUGGGAAGAAUUAGAAGAAAUGGAUACGGCUGGUUCACCAUGGCUUGUGGGGAGGGAUUUUAAUGUUAUUUUGAACAAGGAGGAGAAGCUUGGUGGUCAAGAGUUCUCACAACAUGAGGCAACAGAUUUUGCAAUGUGCAUAAACUCAUGUGCAUUGACAGAGGUGAGAUUUACUGGGAGUAAAUACACGUGGUAG